UCGACCAACAGCAACAGCAUCAGCGUGAGGGGCUGCAACUCGACCAACAGCAACAGCAUCAGCGUGAGAGGCUGCAACUCGACCAACAGCAUCAGAGUGGGCGUGAGUGGCUGCAACUCGACCAACAGCAUCAGAGUGGGCGUGAGGGGCUGCAACUCGACCAACAGCAACAGCAUCAGCGUGAGAGGCUGCAACUCGACCAACAGCAUCAGAGUGGGCGUGAGUGGCUGCAACUCGACCAACAGCAUCAGAGUGGGCGUGAGGGGCUGCAACUCGACCAACAGCAACAGCAUCAGCGUGAGAGGC
Messenger RNA from Phytophthora sojae, 306 nucleotides. RefSeq lists its product as hypothetical. NCBI's taxonomy places the organism in Eukaryota, Oomycota, Peronosporomycetes, Peronosporales, Peronosporaceae. The annotation marks the transcript as partial. The transcript has a single exon. The record is from RefSeq and is a predicted model, not a curated record.